Messenger RNA from Gadus morhua (Atlantic cod), 3522 nucleotides. Its product is annotated as NXPE family member 3-like. The transcript is spliced from 6 exons. The record is from RefSeq and is a predicted model, not a curated record. Lineage: Eukaryota; Metazoa; Chordata; Actinopteri; Gadiformes; Gadidae. The coding region runs from base 445 to 2193 and encodes 582 amino acids.
GGGGAGUCGGGACCCAUUGAAUUUCUCAGGGACCCACCCAACUCGCCACCUGUGGGUCCCGGGGACUCACUACAUUGAAAACCUAUCAACAUCACUGGUUAUGUCUUAUUUAUUUUCAAUUUAUUUCCGUUUGUUGAGUGUGUGAAUCCCCCCUCCUAAUUGUACACUUGUGCGAUUUAGUUUGAAACCGCCUCGCGACUUUCUGCGUUGUCAUGGUUACCCCACACUCUUUCUUCAGUGAGAGCCAAGAAAGUAAAGUUGAGUAAUGGAGGAUUUGAGGUUACCUAAAAAGCAGAAGAAACUGGACCAACAGCCAAGCAUACACAGUUUUUUUUCAGACAGUAAGUAACUUGACAGGCAUGCUGAAAGCAGUGGCCAGACAGGGACAUGCUCUGGACAUGCAGGUGAUAAGUGUUAACAAACCCUCGGACUACUACUGCCGCAAUGUUGAAAACGGAACAGGAAGCGUUAGUUAACCAUGGGGGGCUGAAGGGGAUCAUCAUGUGUCGAUAUCGCGCCAAAUAUGCUCUCAUCUUCCUCCUCCUCGCAACCUCUGGUCUCAUGUUCCUGCUGCGCAACAUUCUCACUCUGAAGCUGGGCUGGCAGAACAGCAGCCGCGCGGCCUUCGCCCAGAUGAGGCCCGCCCCUCCGUACCGAGCCCACACCUUCUGCAGCCACCUGGGCCCGGAGCCCACCCCCGACGAAGCCCUGGAGGAUCGCUACCUCCUCAAAGCCAUCGCCUGGCCCGAGCUCCCCGCCCGCCCCGCCCCUGUGCCUCUCAACCAGACCAGCGACCCUGUGCACAGCCUGUUCACCGUCCUGCCCUCAAAGGGCCAGAAGGAGUGGCAUGUUGGGGACCAGCUGGAGGCCCUGGUCCACAUGCACGACUUCCAGGGCAGUCCCAAGCGCUACGGCGGGGACUUCCUGGUGGCCCGGCUGCACUCCCCGGACUUUGGGGCCGGGCUGGCGGGCAAGGUAGUGGAUCACCUCAACGGCUCCUACUCGGCGCUGUUCCCCCUGCUGUGGGGGGGCUCGGCCCAGGUGCAGAUCACCAUGGUGCACUCCAGCGAGGCUGUGGCCGUGCUGCAGCGGCUCCGCGAGGAGCGGCCCAACCGGGUCUUCUUCAAGAGUCUGUUCCGCUCGGGCGAGCUGUCCGAGACCACCACGUGCAUCCCGUGCCUGCCACUCAACUACCCGCAGCCACCCCUGUGCAACUACACCAACCUCCACACGGGGGAGCCCUGGUACUGCUUGAAGCCUGAGCUGCUGAGCUGUGACACCAGGAUCAACCACGCCAUGGGGGGCUACGAGAAUCCCCUCUACACCAACCAAGAAGCGCUGCUAUUUCAGAGCCGUAUAAACAUCAAAGUUAUCAUCCAUACAUCAGGACCAGAUCGUAUCAACGUGCUUCCUCAGAAGAUAGAUGAAACAGAGUUAGAAAGCAGCACCAUCAAAGCAGAGCCGGAUAAGUACACCCCUUCUGGCUAUUACUACCAAGGCACUUGGAGGCCCCUCUGUGGAACUUCUGUUCGCCAGUUUAACGACUCCUCGUCCAUCACGCAGUGCCUUACUGGCAAGGUGAUCCAUAUGUACGGAGACUCCACGAUGAGGCAGUGGUUUGAGUACCUCAGCGCUUUCAUACCAGAUUUCAACCUGCACCGUACAAAGAACGUGGGCCCCUUGAUGGCAGUGGACUUUAAAAACAACAUCCUGAUGAACUACCGCUGCCACGGUCCGCCCAUCAGAAUCCUCCCUGUCAGCACCAGCGAGCUACGCUACGUCGCCGAUGAGCUGGACGGCCUGGCCGGAGGCCCCGACACCGUGGUGGUCUUCAGCAUCUGGGCCCACUUCACAUCUUUCCCCAUUGAGGUCUACAUUCGCCGCAUGCGGCACAUCCGCCAGGCGCUAGUACGGCUCCUGGACCGGGGCCCCGGAACCCUCGUGAUAAUCCGCUCGGCUAACUUUGUGGCCAUGGACCAGACGACAAGCAAGCACAGCAGCGACUGGUUCUCGCUGCAGAUCGACACGGUUCUCAGGACCAUGUUCAAGGGCCUGGGUGUUGUGUUUGUGGAUGCCUGGGAGAUGACCUUAGCCCAUCAUAGCCCCCACAACAUCCACCCGCCCCCGCCCAUCAUCAAGAACAUGGUGGAUCUCAUCCUGUCUCAUGUGUGCCCUGACAAGAAGAAGAGCUAAUGGAAAACAAAGGAGGGGGGGAAGAAGUAGAUUCAGAUUCAUGUGAUUGAGGAGCAGGUAGGCGUUAAGCACCUUGCUAAAGGAUGCCUACAGGUAGUCUCAGGACUUUGGAGAUCGAACCCAGUAUAUAGCCAACUGGUAACUUUGUCGGGCUCUUAGUAAUAAUAAUAAUACAUUUAAUUUAGAGGCGCUUUUCAAGGUCACCCAAGGUUAGUCACCUUUCUAUCUAUAAUUCUCUGGAGUGAACUGUUCCUUAUACAUAACUCCGCUUAAUAUAUGGCUAUUGAUUUAAUUUAUUCACUUAUCGAAGCAAUAUUUGAUUUUAAAUGUGGUUUUAUUAUUUAGUAAAUACAAAUAGUCCGCCACAGUUGUCAGGGCAUAGCACUUUGCCAAGCAACGUGUAAACAACUUAACCAGAGUUAACUAGUCAUGCAGUGUUUGUUUUUAAAAAAGAAAAGGAACGGCAGCUCUUAACCUAGCUGGUCCGCUGCUCAAUCCAAACCCGCAUGCUUCAAUGAAAAUCAAAACAUGUCAGCUAUGUAUAGGUCCAUAACAGUUUGUAACCCACAGUAAAAUGGGGGUUAUAUCCUUAAAUUGUCCAAUGCAUUGUAACCAUUGUUGGAGCAGUGUAUAUUUACAAGCUGAUUUUGGAUGAUGGUUUGUGGUUUGCAUAUCUUACAUUUCCCAUGUCUUUCAUAUAAUAAGAUAUUAUUGUAUUCUUUUUACACUUCACUUGAGUGCUUGUUUAAUCUCUGGUUAGAACCAAACUAUAUAGACCAUACAACAUUUAAUUGUAUUUCCAAUAAUUUGAAUCUGAACUGAACUCCUAUCUAUUAUUUUGCUUAUGAAUGCCUUUAGUAAAAAUCGUGCAUUUCUUUGCAGUAUUUUGGUAGUGGAAUUUACUGUGCGAUCCAAAGGGGUAGGGGGCAAAAAUCUUGCCUAUAGGGCGCCAAAUUGGUCAGGGCCGGGUGCCAAAAAGUGAUCAGCUGCCAGAAAGUGAUUUCAGCCGCGGGAGCGCACACAGCCUGUUAAAGCUAGGCUUUAUCGCCUCGAAACGUGUGUGCGGCAGCAAAGUCUGAUCAGUCAUACUAGUCAAUAGCACUACAGGACUAUUGACCGCUGUAUUAACACAGAUAUGUAUUUUAAGGUGACAAGACAUCGACGUUGUACGGGGAUCGACGUCUGAUCAGUCAUAGUACUAGUCAAUAGCACUACAGGACUCCGUGAGUCAAUUAGGCCUAUCCUUCUUUACGUUUUUAAACCACUGUAAUCGAAAUUAUUUCUGUGUGUCUUUUUUAUUCAAUAAAACAUGUAGUUUCUUACUAUGCA